This is a messenger RNA of Triplophysa rosa, 2772 nucleotides long. It is a transcript of the gene b3gnt5b, whose product is annotated as UDP-GlcNAc:betaGal beta-1,3-N-acetylglucosaminyltransferase 5b. Gene Ontology annotation, cellular component: membrane. The coding region runs from base 1413 to 2549 and encodes 378 amino acids. Lineage: Eukaryota; Metazoa; Chordata; Actinopteri; Cypriniformes; Nemacheilidae. The transcript is spliced from 2 exons. The record is from RefSeq and is a predicted model, not a curated record. Gene Ontology annotation, biological process: brain development.
AUGAGGCAUUUAUAUAUCGCUUUAUUGUGUAUUACUGUGCUUCACAAUCACAUGAGGGGGUCUCUCAUCAAACCAGUGUGCAUUCUCCACCUGGAUGAUUACACAGUAUAGUUUAAUUACAUCCAAAGUAACUGUAAUUAAAUUACAGACAAAAUAAGAGUAACCCCUUACUUUACUUAAAGUAAUUAAAAUUACAGUAACUAAUUACUUAGUAACUAGUUACACCCAACACUGUCGGCAGGAUGUGACUUUUUGAUAUUCUUUAUUAUCAGAAAUGGAUUACUGUUUAUUAUGUUCAUAAGUUUUUUUUACUUUAAUCUUGUUACUUCAUAGAGUCAAAGAGAUGUAAUAUGCAUGGGUUAGCACAGAAUUAUUAUUGCACAGAUUUUGUUUGCAGGGAUAGUAAAAUACAGUGUAAAAUCAGCCAGAUUGUAUUGCCCUAUACGAUGGUUGAGCAGGGAACUAAGUACCAGGGAAUCAUUCAGAAAUUAAAUAAAACAUUUUCUCCUUUUAAAAAGUCAAUAAAUAUUUAAAUAAAAUCUGGCACGUAUUGUCUCAUAGUGCUAAACUACUGAAAGAAGUUAAAGAUUUGCUGUUUACGGUCUUGAUGUCUUGGGUUUUGUGAGUGGGAAGCUCAGUGCUGUGACCUUUUCUCUCCUGAUGUCUCCUAACAUUUGCAUUAACUUUGCAUAACAUUUGCAUUUAAGUACUUCAGAUGUGAGGGGAGGUUUUUUUAGGUGUUCUUCAAUACAAACAUUGUGACAACUGCAAACAAUUUAAAAGGCCGGUUUUCUACCAACCGUUUGCUGAGACCAACAACCCUACACAUUAAAUAAUAUUUAAGUAGGACUGUGCAAAAUUGUUUUUAUAUUUGCAGAAUUAUUCACUAUUUUUGUUCCAAAGAACCUUAUAUUUUGCCAAGAUACCUGUCACAUGAUGGACUACUAGUAGUACGUACAAAAACCAUUGUUGACAGUUGGACAGACUGGGUCCAUGCAAAACAGGGAAGGGUUUCAAAAUGAGAUGCAUUAGAAAUCCCUAGCAAAGCUUGCAAAACCAUUUGCUUUGCAUAAAAGACAUCAAGACACUACUGACACAUGAAAGACGUCUUUGUGUCACACGUUACACAUUUUGGUUGGAAUUGUUUUUAAAGAAGUGCAAUAUGUUCUCACUUCCUCUGCAGGCUUGUCACAAUCACAUUGGAAGAUCCUCAGUGGUCCUUGGUGAUGAUGAAAGUCUCAACAUUCAUGACCGCUGAAUCUGAACAAUCAUCAGCGUACCACCAGUCCAUCACCACUGGAACUCAAACUUGAAAGGUUUUCAAAUAUGCCUUGAAUCCAAACAUCACAUCAGCCAGGAAUCUCUUACUGUCCGUUCAGUCUAAACUAGAGUCAAAGACUGAAGUCAUCGAGAUGUUCAUAAACAUGCGCCGAUUCAGAAAAUGUCAUCUACGGCUGAUCGUUACGUUUUUUACUACCCUACUGAUCAUGGUAAACUGGGAGAAUAUUGACAAUAAAAUUCUAACCCAUGUCAAGUCAUACACGUACCGCUACCUACAUAAUAGCUUCCAGUUUAUCAACACAAGCUUUAGAGUCAGUCCUGCGGAGGCUAUAAGGUACAGCAAUCAUAAAUACCUCUUAAACCAUGACAAGAAAUGUGGUGCAAAAGACAUUCUGCUCUUGAUAUUCGUGAAAAGCUCCUCUCAGAACUUCGAGAGAAGACACGCCAUCCGCACUACAUGGGGGAACGAGGUGUACGUUGAAAACACGUUGGGGGUCACUAUAAAGGUACUGUUUGCUCUUGGUGUCCAUCCUGAACAAAAGAAGAGAAAAAUCAUUCGCCAGCAAUUGAUCUUAGAGAACCAAAAAUACAAAGACCUCAUCCAGCAGGACUUCAUCGACACUUUCCACAAUCUCACGCUCAAGCUCCUCUUGCAGCUCAGCUGGAAAGAAAGCUACUGUCGCCACGCCAACUUCUUCAUGUCUACGGACGACGACGUCUUUAUCCACAUUCCAAACCUAAUUCGCUACUUGCAACAGAUUGCCCGCAGUGACAAUAAAAACCUUUGGAUAGGAAGGGUGCACCGCGGGUCUCCGCCUGUACGGGAUAAAACUAGCAAGUACUACGUGUCCCAAGAUAUGUACUCGUGGUUGUCCUACCCAGACUACACCCCUGGGUCUGGAUAUGUCCUCUCUAAAGAUGUGGCUACCAAGAUCUAUCAAGCUUCACGCACAUUAAACGCUUCCCUUCACAUCGACGAUGUCUUCCUUGGAAUUUGUGCCAAAAUCAUGGACAUCUCUCCCAAGGAUCAUGUUUUCUUUUCAGGGGAGGGAAAAGCUCAUUAUCACUGUUGUAUCUACAACCAGAUGAUGACUUCGCACGGCCAUGUGAGUGACAUCUAUGAAUUGUGGGGGCGCGUGACAGAUCCUGAAGCUUGUCAAAUGUCCUCAGGACUGUUUUCGAGGCUCUACUGCACCCUUGUGAAAGUGAGGCUUUUAUGCGUGCCAUUUUGGUCAUACUCAUACCCAUGCAAUGCAGCUUUUGUGUAAAACAUGACCAUUAUUUGUGGUUUAUGUAUCAAGAAACGCAUGCUUUCAUGUUAAUUGUAGCUCAUGGUACACAUUGUGGUAACCCUAGUGGUAACACUUCUGACCAAACUAUACUGUUAUGACUGUCAAACUUCUCACUUACUUAUACUUUUAAGCAACCAAACAUUGAAUGUCAUGCACCUUUUGGUUAUAAAGUACAAAGGUAGGAUUUUCUUUACAAAUA